This is a messenger RNA of Hemicordylus capensis (graceful crag lizard), 764 nucleotides long. It is a transcript of the gene CRCP, whose product is annotated as CGRP receptor component. Gene Ontology annotation, cellular component: RNA polymerase III complex. NCBI's taxonomy places the organism in Eukaryota, Metazoa, Chordata, Lepidosauria, Squamata, Cordylidae. The record is from RefSeq and is a predicted model, not a curated record. Gene Ontology annotation, biological process: transcription initiation at RNA polymerase III promoter. The coding region runs from base 237 to 677 and encodes 146 amino acids. Gene Ontology annotation, molecular function: nucleotide binding. The transcript is spliced from 6 exons.
GGUUCAGUGGUAGAAUUCUCGCCUGCCACGCGGGAGGCCCGGGUUCGAUUCCCGGCCAAUGCAACAGUCCCUUUUUAAAAAUUUUAUUUUUUGCAAUAUUAAUCAUGCAGUUAUGAGCCAAGCCGAGGGCUGCCUCCAUUAGCUCCCAGAGUCCGGAGCAGCUGCGGCGGGGUAACCUCAGCGCGCCGCGGAGCUCCACCCCAGCAACAGCAGCAAGCAGGAGGAGGAGAGGCAUCAUGGAGGUGAAAGAUGGAAAUGCAGCCCUUCUCAGCAAUUACGAGGUCUACCAGCUGCUGACGGAUCUGAAGCAGCGGCGGCGAGAGACGGGGAAAAGCAAGCAGAACGCCGGCCAGCAGAAUCUGAACACGAUCAUGUAUGAAACGCUGAAGUACAUAUCCAAGACUCCGUGCAAAUUCCAAAACCCCCAGGUUGUCGGAGAUUUCCUCGCAGCCAUGAAAACCCACAAGUUGACCAAGGCAGAGAAGCUGCAACUCCUCAACCACAGGCCUGUGACUGCCGUUGAAAUCCAGCUGAUAGUCGAGGAAAGCGAGGAGAGACUCACGGAAGAGCAGAUAGAAUCCCUGCUCCAGACGGUCACCAGCAUCCUGCCGGGAGACCCUGAGAAAGAGGCACAGCAGUCAGCCAUGGUCGUGGAGGAAGAAGGGGACCAGGCGUAGGACCGUCAUCGCCUGGACCAAAAUGGGCAGCUUUGCCCAAAGCUGCACACAAUAAAUAUGUGGAACUCACCACCACAAGAGUUGUUA